AUGGCUCAAUACUUAUCUUCAGACGAAAUCAAAGAGUUUCUGAAGGACCUCGAUGCGAAUAACAACGGGUUCAUCGACUAUCACGAGGUCGAAUCCAAGCUCGACCAAGUCCACAAUGAAAUUGCACCAAAAGCAAAAAGUUACAAUCUACAUCACAAAAACACCACAGAGAAACAACGACAUGAGUUUCUUCGUUCUGUCAUGGGAACAAGCGAAAACAAAAUUCCAAGAGAUGAAUUCUAUGAAACAGUCGAGGGCUGGAAAGUCCCAAGUCUAUCUCCUGAAAAGACAUCUGAAGAAGGAAGCAAGUAUUACAUGAAGCGUAUGGCUUGGGGCAGAAGAGUUAGGGCUUGGUGGGGUGUAAGAGGGACUGAAGUCUUGUUUCUGUUUGCGGUAAUAGCCAUGAUGAUUGCGUUUGGAGUAUGGCAAAUGGUGAAAUAUAUAACGGAUCCAGCUUACAGGCCAGCUUACGGCUGGGGGGUGGUGCUGGCAAAGACUUGUGCGGGAAUACUAUAUCCAACUCUUUUCUUUCUCCUGCUUUCCAUGUCUAGAUAUUUGAACGCUCUCGCCAGAAAGUCAUAUUACCUGUCAAGAAUGAUCAACUGGGAUUUGACCCAAAGCUUUCAUAUCAAGAUCUCUGUAGUUGCGAUGGCCGCUGCUACUUUACACGCUAUUGGACAUCUUACUGGAUCUUUCUUAUAUUCAAGCAGGCCAUCCCAAAGAGAAGCGGUAAUUGCAGUAACAGGAGUGCAUCGUUCUUACCGCCAAUAUGUCGCCCUUCUCCCAGGCUGGACUGGCAUUUCAGCUCUCUCUACGUUUUAUUUGAUCGCCCUGCUGUCCCUGCCGGUAAUUCGAAAGAAGCACUAUGAGAUAUUUCAGCUGGGUCACCUGCUCAUGUACCCCUUCGUAGGCCUCGUCUGUGCCCAUGGAUCUUUGGCUAUUUUGCAAUAUCCUAUGCUUGGCUUCUGGCUCAUCAUCCCUGUUCUUUUGAUCGUGGUCGAGCGCAGUGUGCGGGUUGGCUAUGGCUUCUACCAGAUACCUGCGAAGCUUGAGAUACUAGACGGAGAGACUGUUGUUAUAUCUGUGGUAGUUCCGCAAAAGCGAUACUGGAAGUAUAGGGCUGGCCAGUACGUCUUUAUCACGGUCCCUGAGUUGUCAAUGUUCCAAUGGCAUCCGUUCACAAUCUCGACAUGCAUCGGUAAUGAUAUGCAGCUUCAUAUCAAAACCGACGGAAACUGGACUUCCAAGCUCAGACAGUUGGCAAGAGAAAACGGAGAAGCCAAUAUUAAAAUCUGCAUUGAUGGUCCGUUUGGCGCGCCGGCUCAAAGGUUCUAUGAGUUUGAUUAUAGUAUAAUCAUUGGGAGUGGUAUUGGUGUUACUCCAUUCAGCGGCAUUCUAACUGACUUGCAAGCUCGCGAAGAGCGUUAUCGACGACAACUCUCACCUGCAUCUUCACGCACUCACAUUGAUCAAGGCGAAAGCACACUCCAUCUGAGCAAUCCUACCGAGAAGCCAACAAAGCUUAAAGCAGAACAACCAGUUUACAGACGUGUUGACUUUCACUGGAUCGUAAAAGACAAAAACUACCUCCUUUGGUUUUCCAACCUCCUGAAUUCGAUCUCCCGUUCUGCUUUGGCCGAGGCGAGUGAUGAUAUCCCACACCUCGACAUCCGUCUCCAGACUCAUGUCACACAAAAGCGGAAGAAUAUUUCAACGCACAUUUACAGAUAUCUGUUGGAGCUGCACCGGACUGAGGAGCAUCCUGAGUCUCCACUGACCGGUCUGAUUAACGAAACACAUUUUGGACGACCAAAUCUUGCCGAGAUUAUGAACGAUCAUUAUGGGAGUAUGCUUCAGACGAUCAAAGAGACGAAAGAAAAGGGAAUGGAAAUCAAAAAGAGGCGCGUUGGGGUUUUCUUCUGUGGAGCGCCACCAAUAGGAUAUGAAUUGGCAGACCGUUGCCAUGAGCUUACUGUCAGAGGUCGGGAAGACAAGAGUUACAUCGAGUACUAUUUCAUGAUGGAGGUCUUUGGGUAG
This is a messenger RNA of Glarea lozoyensis ATCC 20868, 2037 nucleotides long. Its product is annotated as Riboflavin synthase. The record is from RefSeq and is a predicted model, not a curated record. Gene Ontology annotation, biological process: superoxide anion generation; defense response. Gene Ontology annotation, cellular component: NADPH oxidase complex; plasma membrane. Gene Ontology annotation, molecular function: calcium ion binding; superoxide-generating NAD(P)H oxidase activity. Bases 1 to 2037 code for a protein of 678 amino acids. Lineage: Eukaryota; Fungi; Ascomycota; Leotiomycetes; Helotiales; Helotiaceae. The transcript has 5 exons.